Molecule: messenger RNA, 1747 nt
Organism: Trichoplusia ni (cabbage looper)
Lineage: Eukaryota; Metazoa; Arthropoda; Insecta; Lepidoptera; Noctuidae
Product: sodium/potassium-transporting ATPase subunit alpha-B-like
Exons: 8
Coding region: 1-1308 (435 amino acids)
Biological process (GO): sodium ion export across plasma membrane; intracellular potassium ion homeostasis; proton transmembrane transport
Cellular component (GO): membrane
Molecular function (GO): ATP binding; P-type sodium:potassium-exchanging transporter activity; ATP hydrolysis activity
Source: RefSeq, a predicted model, not a curated record
AUGCAAGAUUUUGAAAACCAGAAAAAAAAUACCAACGAUGAAAAUGUGCAAUAUCUUGACUUCCAGCAACCCUCUGGUUCCUCUGAAAAUGAAAUUGGUGUUCAGCAAAAGGGAGAUCCGCCUCUGCGCGCGGCAGGAGUGCGAGUGAUGAUGGUAACCGGUGACCAUCCAGCCACCUCCCGAGCCGUGGCGCAAGAAGUUGGGAUCGCUACUAACCAGAAAUGUCAUGUCGUCACAGGCAAUGAAUUGAGGAACAUGACCCCAGAUUUGCUACAUUGGACUCUUGAUAAGCAUUACGAAAUCGUGUUUGCAAGGACUUCCCCAACACAAAAACUGCAGAUAGUGGAGGCUUGUCAGCGGCAAGGCGGUGUGGUUGCUGUUACCGGCGACGGUGUGAAUGACGCACCAGCGUUACGCCGUGCGGACAUCGGUAUCUCCAUGGGUAUUACUGGGUCGCAGGUGUCAAAACAAACUGCAGACAUUAUAUUAAUGGAUGACAAUUUUGCUACCAUCGUGACAGGGAUUGAAGAAGGAAGGAAAAUCUUCGAUAAUCUCAAAAAAUCCGUUUGUUACAUACUUAUUUCAAAUGUACCUGAAAUAGCUCCCGUUUUAAUGUUCAUAUUGUUUGCAGUACCAUUGCCGUUGGGUGUAAUGACGAUACUAUGUGUAGAUCUAGGCACGGACAUGUGGCCGGCUGUAGCACUGGCGUAUGAAGGUGCAGAGUCUGACGUCAUGGCGCGCACUCUUCGCGGUCGAGACACUCUCGUGUCGGCUCGUAUGCUAAGAUUAGUGUACGGACACUUAGGACUUAUUGAAUUCGCAGCUGGCAUGUUUGCCUACUUUAUCGUAAUGGCUGAACAUGGUUUUUAUCCUCUUCAACUAUUUGGUAUCAGGCAGAGAUGGGACAACGAGGCAGUAAGUGACCUUACCGAUUCGUUGGGCCAGGAAUGGACUUUUACAGAACGAAAGGAGGUACAACGAGCGUCCCAAGCGGCAUACUUUGUGGCAGUUGUACUCACGCAAAUGAUGAAUGGCAUAAUUUGCAAAACCAGAUAUAACUCUUUGUUUCAUGUCGGAAUGAGAAAUAAAGUUUUGAACAUGGGAUUAGUAUUUGAGAUAAUACUUUCUUGCGUUAUUUGUUACGUUCCCGGAGUUAAUACAUUCUUCCGAACCUAUCCGUUGCGGCUCAGAUGGUGGUUUUUAGCGUUGCCGUUUUGUGCAUUUAUGUUUGUAUUUGACGAAUUUCGAAAAUAUUGCAUUAGAAGAGAACUUUUUGGAGGAUGGUAUAACAGGUUGACAUUUUAUUAAAUCCAAUAAAGAACAUCCGAAAAUGUAUGCAACUGUCUCAGCUAAUUGCUAUGGUGAUACGAUAUUGCUAAACUAAUAUUAAAUGUAGGUGGUUAAUUAAAUGUUACAAAAUAAAACAAACAUAUCCAGGGCUUUGAUUUUUUCUGGAAUUUUACUUUAUUUUUGAUCCCACACAUACUCAGAUCUCUAAAUAAUAAAAGUUUAACAAUCAUUAAGUACCUAAUAUAAUGAGCAAAAUAACAAAAUUACAUAUCAGAAUCAGGUCACUUAAACAACAUCACAAUUUGAUGAUGGUCUGUCUGGUCAGGUGAUCAGACCUCACCAAAGUCAUUAAGAGAUUUGUUCUAUAAAAUUUGACAAUUGCAUUGUAAGUAAUGAAAUGCGUCCAAAAGUAUGCCAGUGCCGCAUUGUUACUUCCAGACUAGGAAUGUUGUUCUCA